AUGUCACAGGACAUGGAUCCUUUUACCGAGGCUAUUGCUACGAGUGUUCAGGAGGCUUUGAACGCAAUGUGGUUGCGAGUUGAAGAAGCAAAUGCUGAUGUGAUUAGAGAAUGGGAGGCUGAAAGGAAAGCUAUUGAAGAAGCACCUCGAGUCAGUAACGACACUCCGGUAUUGGUUGAGUAUACUGAAAGAAUCAAAUCAUUAUCAUUAGAGGUGGAGGUUCUAAAGGCUUCGCUUCAGUCUGAACGACAAGCUGCACAAGACUUGAGAAAAGCUUUCUCCCAGGCAGAGGCUAAAAAUUCAGAGCUUGCCACAAAACUUGAAAAUGUUACGAGAAGAGUGGAUCAGCUAUGUGAUUCGGAAAACCAGGAAGUACUUGCCAAAAGCAUCUCACAAAACCUUGGAUAUGAGGGAGGCAAGCCUGUUGCUGCAUAUAUCAUUUACAAAUGUCUUCUUCACUGGAGAUCAUUUGAAGUCGAAAGAACCAUCAUCUUUAAACGUAUCGUGCAAAUAAUAACUUCCGCCAUUCAAGUAAUUAAGAUGAUUUUUGUCCCGGAUGAUAAUAAUGUUUUGGCGUAUUGGUUAUCUAAUUCAGCCACGCUCUUUUGUCUACUGAAACGCACGUUCACAAGUGCUACAAUAACGCCAUCGUCCAGAGUAAAGAAGCUGCAAAUCCUUUCUCUUUCUUUUUUUGUUUUUUGUAUCUGCCUUAAUGUGCCAGCCUCAGGAUUCAAGCAGCAGCUUAUUGAUUUCAUCGAGAAGGUGUAUGCAAUGAUCAGAGAUAAUCUAAAGAAAGAGAUCUUUCCUCUCUUUGAGUUCUGUAAACAAGGGAGAUUCGCUAACGCACGAACUCAGGUUUCUCAUUGGGAAAGUAUUGGGGCAAGCCUAAGCAGUUACCAAGAUAUAAUGAAAGCUAACAAUGUGAGUCUGUGGAUCCAUUAA
Messenger RNA from Camelina sativa (false flax), 942 nucleotides. The record is from RefSeq and is a predicted model, not a curated record. NCBI's taxonomy places the organism in Eukaryota, Viridiplantae, Streptophyta, Magnoliopsida, Brassicales, Brassicaceae.